AUGACGAACCCACGACCUGAGCAGCACCAGUUUAAGGAUACGGGUGCAACUAGCACAAAUCCAAGAUCCAACACGGAUGUAUAUACGCCAAAUUCAAUAUUCCGCAUGGAUUUGACAGCACUUGAACAACGAGUCUCUCGUCUUGAGCCGACGGCGGCUUUCCAAGAUCAUGUAAUCCAUGCUGUUGGUCAACUGGACACAAUUGUCAACGGUUUCGACGAGCGUCUAGUCACAAUUGAGAAUUGCUAUGAAGCUCAUGCAAACAUCGAGAAUGCCCUAGACGCCUUCAGGCAGCAUCUCGAGCGGUUUGAUGCUCUCAGUAAGGCUGUUGAGAAUCAAUUGGAUAUGUUUAACAGACGGCUUGAUCGUCUCGAAACUCUCAGUGGUGCUAUUGAGCAUCAACAAGAUGUGUCCAACCGACGGCUUGAGCAUCUCGAAGCCCAAAAUGAUGUCAAUCCGCUGCGAACUUUGAUGGCUACACUGGCAUCUCAAUUAUGGCAGACCAACCAACAACUUGAGGAGUUUGAGGCUCGUAUGGUUGAACAGAAUGAGCAUUCGGCACAGAUGUUGAAGGCUACAAGGGCUGCAGUUGAUUUAACUAAGGCUCCUUCAUCUGGGCUUAUUCCUCUUGGGGCCCUUCCAUUCGGGACUACUCCUCUUGGGGCUACUCGUCAUAGGACUGUUUCUCUUGGGGCUGCUCCUCUUGGAACUGCUCCUCUUGGGACUACUUCAGCCGCGAAUUCCCAUUUAAUGCACAACGGCAAUAGCGCUAUCCAGCCGGUUACGAACGAAGGCACUAAUAGUCAGAUAGAGACACCUCAACCUCUUGACCCUGUGCCGAGUGAUUCUCGUCAUCCGACGGGUGAUGAAGGCGGUAUUACGUUUAAGCAGUUACAGCCCCUACAAGAAUUAACUCUGGAGAUAUUCCAACAAUCCACACUCUCUGAACCCCCAGGCGUGGUGCAUCCCCAACCCCGUCCAACAACCACAGACCACUCCCCAAGUCUCCGACUCCAUCAAGGAGACACAAAUGGUCACGAAAAUCAAGCCCAGCAAACACAGCCAGCUCAACCCAUGACUUACAGCCAAGCUCUACGCGGAAGUGGAGUCGCAGACGUUCAUCCAGGUCAAGCUCAGCCCGCGCAACGAACUCAGGCUUCAGGCCAAACGUAG
Messenger RNA from Trichoderma virens Gv29-8, 1173 nucleotides. RefSeq lists its product as uncharacterized. Lineage: Eukaryota; Fungi; Ascomycota; Sordariomycetes; Hypocreales; Hypocreaceae. Bases 1 to 1173 code for a protein of 390 amino acids. The record is from RefSeq and is a predicted model, not a curated record. The transcript is spliced from 3 exons.